Molecule: messenger RNA, 1601 nt
Organism: Klebsormidium nitens
Lineage: Eukaryota; Viridiplantae; Streptophyta; Klebsormidiophyceae; Klebsormidiales; Klebsormidiaceae
Source: the annotation of a GenBank genome assembly
CCACUCUGUUGUUUAGUGUAACUACGCUUGUUCGGAUUGUGGGAAUGCUCUGAAACAUUGACCUCCGCAACCAUGGCAUUGGCAUUGCACUGCCAGUGCAUGGCAGAUUGCAGAGGGAACCUUCACAGCUCCUCUUUGUGGCGCCCCUGUUCACCAGCCGGGUGCGCAGCUCACCUUGCGCUGACAUUGAGAAAGACUUCAUUUGGCUAGGGAAAGGGACGUUGCAGCCAUGGCCGGCAUCCAGGCAAAGGUCGAUUCUAUGCAAGUCCGCCAGGACACAAAUGUCUACGUGAACACCUGGCACACGACGCUUAUAAAGGCCAUCGCCAAUGACUGCCCCUAUUGCUGCUUCUCCGUCUUCUGCCCUUACUGCGUCUCCUACCUUCUCCGAAAGAGGACGCUAUACAAUGACAUGUCCAGAUACACCUGCUGUGGAGGCUUCAUGCCGUGCAGCGGGAAAUGCAAGGAGAAGGACUGCCCAGAGUUCUGUCUCUGCUUGGAGGUUGUGUGCUGCUUUGCGUCCUCGGUCGCCUCCACCCGUUUCCUGCUCCAAGACGAGUUCCGCAUCCAAACCACGGCGUGCGACAACUGCAUCAUCGCUACGAUGUUCUUCCUGCAGUACCUGGCGUGCCUGUGCCAGAUUGCAGCGUGCCUGCUCGGCAGCGAAGACCUGCAGGAGCUCGCCAACUGCAUCAGCUGGAUCUCCGACCUCGUGUACUGCUCCGUCUGCGCCUGCAUGCAGACUCAGCACAAGGUUGAGCUCGACAAGCGCGAUGGCAAGUUCGCUGCCCAGGGCAUCCAGCCCCUUCGCGCCCCUCAGGUGCAGGAGAUGAACCGCUACCAGACUGGACCCCCCGGUUAUCCUCAAGGAGGGCCGCCCGGUUAUGGAGGCGCCCCCCCGCCCUAUGCUGGAGCCCCCGGCUAUGGUGGCGCUCCUCCCGGUUACCCCCCCCAGUACGGACCCCCGGGUGGUUACACGACAGCACCCCCCCCUCAAGCGAUGCAAUAUGGCGCCCCACCACCCGGCUAUCCUCAAGCUCAACAAUUCUCAGGGGCGCCCGCUUACACUGGCGCUCCGUACAAGUAACAUCAGGCGGUCAUCAGCACAUGGCGUUUCUUGAACUGGGGGACCGCAUGUUGGUUACAGUCAAAGAGUCGUCCGAGAGAGUAGGGUAGGGUUGACGGUCAAGUGUUUCGGGGGUUGGUCAGCGUUGAGGUCAAGUGCACUGCUACGACAGUUUGUCUAAAGAUGUUCAUUGGUCAAUUCGUAUGUGCGUUCUGCAAUAAUGUGUACAAGCGCAAAGUAGUUGGGUAACAGCAAGAAGCGUCUUAUAAAACCAGAGGAAACUUUAGUCUGUCAUCGUUCAAGUCGCCACCAUGAGAAUCUCUCUUACGAUUGUUAAAACAGCUACUUCAGGCCUCUCGCCACCAGAAGUACGUUGUCUGGCAGCCUGCAAUGAAAUCAUUCGGCCAGGUGGUCGACUGGCUGGGCGGAUCUGUGGAGGCAGAUGAUCAGCCUGGCUGUACUAUCACAAGCCUUCCAUCAGUGUGCCAUGGCACACGGUGACCGCAAGCCUUAUGUAACAAGUUCAACUCAUGAG